Arvicola amphibius (Eurasian water vole) is the source of this 3700-nucleotide messenger RNA. It is a transcript of the gene Vash2, whose product is annotated as vasohibin 2. The coding region runs from base 192 to 1259 and encodes 355 amino acids. Gene Ontology annotation, biological process: regulation of angiogenesis. The record is from RefSeq and is a predicted model, not a curated record. Lineage: Eukaryota; Metazoa; Chordata; Mammalia; Rodentia; Cricetidae. The transcript has 8 exons. Gene Ontology annotation, cellular component: cytoplasm.
GGAAUGAGCCAACAUUCUCCACAGCUCCAGCAGCCCUCUGCAGCAAUGAGGCCGGCUGGCCCGAGGCCCGGCCAGUGAGUGGGAAGCCCGGCAGUUUCCCUAGCGCGUCCUGCAGCCGUGAGAGAUGAAGGCCAACCCCGCGGGGCUCUGAUCUCCGGCGCGCCCAAGUCCCCCGCCGCGUGCCCCUCACCAUGACCGGCUCCGCCGCGGACACUCAUCGCUGCCCCCACCCCAAAAGCGCCAAAGGCACCCGGUCCCGGAGCAGCCACGCGCGGCCAGUAAGCCUCGCCACCAGUGGGGGCUCGGAGGAGGAGGACAAAGACGGCGGGGUGCUGUUCCACGUGAACAAGAGUGGCUUUCCGAUCGACAGCCACACCUGGGAGCGGAUGUGGCUGCAUGUCGCCAAGGUCCACCCCAAAGGGGGAGAGAUGGUGGGCGCCAUCAGAAAUGCUGCCUUCCUGGCAAAGCCUUCAAUUCCCCAGGUCCCAAACUACAGGCUGUCCAUGACGAUCCCAGACUGGCUCCAGGCCAUCCAGAAUUACAUGAAGACACUACAAUACAAUCACACAGGGACCCAGUUCUUUGAAAUCAGGAAAAUGAGACCUCUGAGCGGGUUAAUGGAAACGGCGAAAGAGAUGACCCGAGAAUCCUUGCCUAUCAAAUGCCUUGAGGCAGUCAUUCUGGGCAUAUAUUUAACCAAUGGGCAGCCUUCCAUCGAGCGGUUCCCCAUCAGCUUUAAAACCUAUUUCUCAGGAAACUACUUUCACCAUGUCGUGCUGGGGAUUUAUUGCAAUGGUUACUACGGCUCACUGGGCAUGAGCCGAAGGGCUGAGCUGAUGGACAAGCCGCUGACCUUCCGGACUCUGAGCGACCUUGUCUUUGACUUUGAAGACUCCUACAAGAAAUACCUGCACACGGUCAAGAAGGUCAAGAUUGGGCUGUACGUCCCCCAUGAGCCUCACAGCUUCCAGCCCAUUGAGUGGAAGCAGCUGGUCCUCAACGUCUCCAAAAUGCUGAGGGCCGACAUACGGAAGGAGCUGGAGAAGUAUGCCAGGGACAUGCGGAUGAAGAUCCUGAAACCUGCAAGUGCCCACUCUCCAACUCAAGUGAGAAGCCGGGGAAAAUCCCUGUCUCCCCGAAGGAGGCAAGCAAGUCCCCCAAGGAGGCUCGGCAGGCGAGACAAGUCGCCUGCUCUACCUGAGAAGGCAGCGGCUGACCUUGGCACCCUGAACGAAGUGGGCUAUCAGAUCCGGAUCUAGCCAGGCCAGGCUGGCAAGGCUUCUAUGGUGCUCUUUUCUGCACUUUACGCAGCAGCUUCGGGACCUGCGACUGUCCAUGAGGAACCUGUGCAACUUUGAUCUUGAAGGACUUCCCUGAGAACAGAAUCUGAGUGGAUGGACACGGUGAGCCUUGGCAAAUGCUGUGGGCAGCAGGCAUGACUGGGCUAAGUGAUGGACAGGCCCCUUGGUCGACUGUCUCCCUCAGGAUCUCAAGGACAACAUUGGAGUUUUCUAUUUUUCCAUUUGCCGACUGUUCCGCUUGCUUUGGACAUUAUGCCUCAGCUGUAGUCAACUUCUGGAGUUCUCUCCACUCUCUGUAACCCAGCCAGUGUUACCGUCUUCUCAGCAAUAACAAGCAAAGAUGGUGGGUUUUUAAGCAGUUGAUAUUACCUCAACAUUUUGGCACCAGAUAUGCAAUCUUAAUGAGUUUUUUAUAUUCUAUUUGUAUUGUUUUCCUAGUGUUUCUUAUAGGGAUCUGGAUGGUUUGGAGGGUUUGUUUUUUUUUCUGGUACACACAUGAGACAAGAUUUAAGGUGUCAUAUGCAAAUACUUUAGCAAAAAGCACUGCAAUUCUGGCAAUACGGGACAACACAUUAGGAUCUUGGAGUCACUUAGAACAUCUGCUGACAGCAGGCUUCCCUCUUUCAAAACAAGAAAGCCAGUCCAUGUCUGUUGCUAACAUUUAAGCUUUUCCAAAUCCAGCAAAAAGCACAAGAGGACACGCACUCACCAAAUCCAGCAAUCCCGAGAUGUCCUCAGGCAGAAAGGUGCUCAAAGGACAGACACUGGGGGUGCUAACCUUUCACUCACGCUUGGUCAGCCUUGGUUCUGAGGGUCUCGCCACUGUUAAUACACUCUUUGCUGUCCUACAUUAAGGAAAAUGUGAUGAUGAACUAUUCCCAUCAUCCACUUCAUGGCAUAAGGAGGUGCUGGGAAAACUGUGACCUCACGAAGCAGGCCUGUCUUAAAGGAAAAGGUCCAGCCCAGCACUGAGCUCAGGUCCUGAAGCAGAGCAAGCCUGCCUGUGGCCACUGCACUGCGACUUCUGAAGGCAUCUGGAGGCCAGCUUUAGGUCACAUGUGCAGCCACCAUGCAAAAAGCCCAGCUCAUCCCGAGAGCUCUCGGCAUAAGCUCCUCUGGCUGUGACUGACAGACCUGCUAACCGACCAUUCGCUGAGUCUUCAGCAGGAAAACCUAGGGCUACAAGGGAGGCAAGAGCCCUGGGCACAAGAACUCGCUCCACCCUCAAGCCAGUAUUGUUUUCUUGGAAAAGUUCAGUGUCCUCUAGAGACCAGAACCAGGAAACUAAAACAGUGUAAGCUUCAAAUUCUGAACUUAAUUGCUUUCUCCAAGAAUCCUGUUAGCAGAGUUCAAGACAAGUUACUGGGCCUGGGCGAGCACUGGGAGGUCCUGCUCUGACCUCGGGACCCAAGGAAGCACCACUGCCCUCCACAGGCCUCACACACUGUCCUGUCUCAGACUCAAGGCUGCCUGUAUCUGAGUGUCCUGAGGAGCCGGAGAGUGCUUUCACUUUUGCUCAGCUGUUUACCCCCCACCCCCCAAACUGCUCCAUGUGGUACCCAGACUGAUCAGAAUUCAGAGACUAGGCCAAGUGCCUGCAGCUGCCUUGUUCAAGGAUAGCUCACAAGAACAUCAGACAGCGGGACAACCUUAAUCCUUGGCAAGACAAAGAACAGCACCCAGCUGUCCCUGGGUGUGACACCCUGCCAUCUAAUCUUUUCCACAACCACUCUGAUUUUUAGAUUCAUUUUCCAAAGCAAGAUUAGUCACAGAAACAUUUAAAGUGCUCUUUGCCAUUCAAUUUUACUGACUGUAGUUACAUCAACUUCUAAAAACAGAAGACACGAAACACCUAAAUUUUAAUGCAACAGUUUAAUUAAAACGAACCCAGCGUGUUUUACCUCUCCUCAGCCUGGCUGUGGUUUCAGAAGGCAGAGAGGAAAAGUGUGAGGUAACUGGAGCAAGUUUAUCCUGUGGCAAGAUGUGCAGAGCUGAGCGACAAGCCUCAGGCUGACCCGCUGCUGAUUGUGAAAGGUGAUCCCGGGUGUUUUCCGUACACUGGCAUCUUGCGCAUAUCCCUUUCCUUGAGUCACCUAUUUCAUGGGGUAUCCUCAGCAGACAUGGGUAAGGGCCUUCGCAACCUUCAGCUUACUCUACAAGGUUUUAGUAUGCUGGACUUUAAUGUACAACCUUGUAUAGUUUUUUGACACACAACUGAGAUUCUUGUUUAUUCUUAGACCUUGUUAUAUUUCAGAAGAGCCGUGGCUGUCUGGGUAUUUUUCUAAGUGCACGGAGACUGACGGAAUCUAAGGAGCGCCAGGAGAGCAUGCUUCAGGCUUGCGUUUCUCUCAUCACGUGUGCGAUACAGCAUGGAACUGUAGUAAAAACCAUUCUGGAAA